GUUUGGUUACCUUGCACACGUGCUGGGAUGCCUGACAGCAGCCUCUGGGACCAAGACAGCUCCUGGUGAUGCAAGCGCCCAGCAGCCGCAACCUGCUCAAGCUCGCUGCUAUGGAGGUGAAGUGGAUCCAUGUGUUGGUCACCUUCCUCUUCCUGCUGUCUGUGGCAAUGACAGGCUGCUUCCUGUGGCAGUACAGCCUGCCCAAGCUGAAGCCCUCCCCAUCCGUGUCGGAAGCGCGCUCCGAGGCCGUGCAGAUGUGUCCUCGCUACCCGGAGCCGGUGCCGCUGGACCACCCCAUCCCCAUCCUGAAGGAUGCCUUGGAGAAGGUAGAUCUGAUGCUGCGGCAGCAGCUGCACAGCUCCGCCCUGCCUGCCCUGUCUGCCAUCGCCAUCUACAACGACACCGUGCUCUGGACCGGCAACUUCGGGAGGAGGAAUGCCUCAGACCCUGCCUCGGUGGCACCCAACGAGUACACAGUCUACAGGAUCGCCAGCGUCUCCAAGAUCUUCCCCACCAUCAUGCUGUACAAGCUCUGGGAGGAAGGGAAAGUCACCUCUCUCGACGACCCCUUGGAGCGUUACGCCCAGAGCUUCGCCAUCAAGAACCCUCUGGGGAGGCUGAAGGAGCCAGAGCAGAGGUACUCAGCAGAGGGUUCGGUGUUCCUGGAGAAGGGCUCGCAGCCGCCCAAGCCGUCGCCCGUCACGCUGCGCAGGAUGGCCAGCCAGCUCUCGGGUCUGCCCAGGAGGCUGCGAUCUACAACCUUGCUGUGGAAGGGCAGCACACAGGAUGCUUUGGCUCUCCUGAAAGAUGAUGUCUUGGUUGCUGACCCAGGAACCAGAUGCCACUACAGCAACUUGGCCUUCUCCCUGCUGGCACACGUCCUGGCUGAGCAUGCAGCCGAGGGGCAGUACCAGCGCUGGGUCUCAGAGAACAUCCUGGACCGCCUGGGCAUGGAGGACACAGGCUUUGACAUCAGCCCCCCCAUCCGUGCCCAGAUGGCUGUGGGCUUCUACGGCAGCCAGCAGCCGGCGCCCCUCUAUGACCUGGGCUGGUACAGGCCUUCUGGCCAGAUGUACUCCACAGCUGCUGACCUCGCCAAGCUCGCCAUGGUGCUCCUGGGCACCUACCACCGGCGCCUGCUGGAGCCCGACACGGUGAAGACGAUGCUGACCCCACUGCUCAAGUGCUCCACCGAGUACUUCGCCAACAAGACCGGCACGCCCUGGGAGGUCAACGAGCAGCGGGGCUACGACGUCGUCAGGAAGGACGGGGACCUCGACGGCUACGCAGCUACCUUCUCUCUCAUCCCCAAGCUCCGCCUCAGCUUCAUCGUGCUGAUGGCAGGGCCCAGGCCCCAGGGGGCAGAUAUUGUGGCUCAGACCUACGAGUAUCUCAUCCCUGCCAUGGAGACGGCGUUCAGAGAGGCAGAGAAGAGCUUGCUUCCUCCUCCGAGCCCCAGCCCCUAUGUUGGCUACUACACCUACUCCAACCUGACCUUCUACGAGAUCAAGGUUGGCCCCAGGGGGGUGCUGAUCAUGCAGCAGUUUGGGCCUCACGUGGAGGAGCUGAUCCCUGAGAAGUUCCGGACGAUCAAGCUGCACCACCUGGAGGACCGUGUGUUCCAAGUGGUUUUCGACAAGGAGUUCCCCUGCGUCCUGCACCUGGGCUCUGCCUCCAUCUCCCUGGAGACCCAGAACGGGCAACUCUUCAACUUCUACCCCUUCGACCGCAAGGGUUUGUCUCCCGGCUUCGACGCGCCAGGGCUGAACACCUACAGCGUGGUGCGGGUGCUCCGCAAGCCUGUCUUCUACACCUAG
Pogoniulus pusillus (Red-fronted tinkerbird) is the source of this 1817-nucleotide messenger RNA. It is a transcript of the gene LACTBL1, whose product is annotated as lactamase beta like 1. Lineage: Eukaryota; Metazoa; Chordata; Aves; Piciformes; Lybiidae. The record is from RefSeq and is a predicted model, not a curated record. The transcript is spliced from 7 exons. Bases 69 to 1817 code for a protein of 582 amino acids.